AUGGCCGAAGAUAACAACAACAUGCAGCCGGACGUCCUCAGCGCCCUGGUUGCCGAGAUACGAAGUCUAAGAGAAGAGAGUUCCCGAAGAAAUACCCAGUUUGAAGAACGUUUUAUUGCCCUGGAACUCCAACAACACCAGCAAGCCCGCUCGUCUGAACCCCUAGAGCCAACGCCAUCUGUCACCCCGGCUGUCCCCAUCGAGGACACCCGUGUGGUCGCCACUCACAAGCCUCACCCAACCAAGCGCCCCAAAUUACGAGACAUACCGAAAUUCGGCGGCGACAAGGCCCAGUGGCGAAGCUGGAAACUAGAAACCGAAGGAAAACUACGAGUCGAUAAAGAAGCCCUUGGAGAUGCAGAGGGCCACUUUAUGUACAUCUUCAUGAGCCUAGAAGGCAAGGCUAAAGACAACGUGACCACAUUUGUGGAGAUGCAAACCGAGAAGAGAACGUUCAAUGUUGCUGAACUACUCAACCGCCUCGAGUUGUUGUACGGGGAGAGGGAUCGCAAGCAGAGAGCUACACGCAAUCUGCAUUCGAUUAAGCAAGGAGAGAAUGAACCAUUCACGUCCUUUUACCCCCGCUUUGAGAGGGAGAUCGCCAAUGCCAACGCCGAGUAUUGGCCAGACGACAGCAAGAUUUCCUACCUCCAGGAGGCACUAAACGAUAAAAUGAAAGCAGCCCUCAUAGGCUCUGACCCCUCUACCAUCAGCAGCUAUUGGAAAGGGCCCCGAGGCAAAACAAAGAGUUCGGACAACUAUGAGAACUACCAGAACCAUGGAGGCCAGGCUUCCCAGAAACAUGAUAAGAACACAUAUGGCCAUCAAUCUAAGCGACCGGAGGACCAAGCGUUGUUAGGAAAGCGUGCCAAGUGGGUCGACCAGGCCGAGAUGGACGCCCGUUACCACGUCAGGGUGAACGGCACAGACUUUGUGCCAUCUCUUGUCGACUAUGGCUGCCUCUGCUACGGCGCGGUUAGCAAGCGCACAUUUCACUCUCUCCAGUUGCCACAUAUACGCGUCCAGCCGCGCAUCUUGGAGAAUGCAGCGGGAGACGGCAAAGAGGUCAAAAUUGACAAGAUCACGUAUGUGUCGAUCGACCUCGAUGGACAUCAGCAGCAUCGUGUUUUCAUGUACGUCAUCAACGAUCUGAACUGGGAUAUGAUCCUGGGUAAACGAUGGAUGGAAGACCAGGAUGUUCACAUCCAUGCGAAGGAAGGAUAUCUCGAGAUCGGGUCCAAUGGAGUCCAAGUACGAGACCGACGACGUCACCAGCCUCCUCAGCUAGACGUCUCUAAUGUCAUGGCCGCAACCUUUUUAGCAGAAGCACGCCGUGACAAACGCAAAGGCGGCAUUGGAGUUCACUCGGUCACGAUGGCGGAUAUUGACAAGGCCCUAAGACCGAAACCGAAGACUGACGUGAUGGAGAAGCUGCCACCACAGUACCACACGUGGUCUCGAGCUUUCUCUCAGCAACUGGCCGACCAGCUGCCCCCCCAUCGGCCAGGUGUGGACCUGAAGAUCGAAGUGCUGAAAGACGAGCAUGGCCGAGAGAAGCCCCUACCCUGGGGACCGCUUUACAGCAUGUCCCGCGAGGAGCUAUUAGUGCUACGGAAGACUCUCACAGAACUACUCGACAAGGGAUUUAUUAGAGUCAGCAGCUCGCCAGCCGCAGCACCAGUCCUUAUGAGGGACCGCUAUCCCUUGCCCUUACUGAGCGAGACCUUGCGAACUAUAGCCAAGGCAAGGUGGUUCACCAAGGUAGAUGUUAUAGCAGCGUUCCAUAAGAUCAGGGUCGCCCCCGGCGACGAAGAAAAGACAGCUUUCAGAACGCGCUAUGGAUCCUUCGAAUGGCUGGUAGUUCCAUUCGGCCUGACAGGCGCACCAGCAGCCUUUCAACGGUAUAUUAACAGCGUGCUCCAGGAUUACCUCGAUGAUUUUGUGUCAGCGUAUAUCGACGAUGUCCUGAUCUUCUCCUCUGGAAGCCUGCAAGACCACCGCGACAAAGUCGGCAAGGUCCUCCAACGACUGAUGGAUGCUGGGCUGCAACUGGACAUCAACAAGAGCGAAUUCGAAGUCAAGGCUGUGAAAUACCUUGGGUUUAUCAUCGAGGCGGAGUGUGGGAUCCGAGUCGACCCGGAGAAGGUUGAGGCUGUGAAGGGAUGGACAACCCCGACGAAUGUUAAAUCCGUGAGGAGUUUUAUCGGAUUCGCGAACUUCUACAGGAUAUUUAUGCCAGACUUCUCGGUGAUAGCGGAGCCGCUAACGCGGCUAACGAAGAAGGACGUGCCAUUCCGUUGGGAUGGACUGUGCGAAGAAGCCUUCGAGAAGCUCAAGGACCUGUUGAUCACGGCCCCGAUCCUUGCGCACUUCCAUCCAGAAAGGGAGACCAUCGUGGAAGCAGACGCUUCAGGAUUCGCGUCGGGAGGCAAACAUUCGGCAGCCGAAGCGAACUACGCUAUCCAUGACAAGGAGCUACUCGCCAUUCUCAGAUGUUUGGAGCAGUGGGAACCGGAGCUACGGGCAGUAGAGCACUUCAAGGUCCUAACGGACCACAAAACCUGA
Molecule: messenger RNA, 2565 nt
Organism: Hirsutella rhossiliensis
Lineage: Eukaryota; Fungi; Ascomycota; Sordariomycetes; Hypocreales; Ophiocordycipitaceae
Product: reverse transcriptase (RNA-dependent DNA polymerase) domain-containing protein
Exons: 6
Coding region: 1-2565 (854 amino acids)
Source: RefSeq, a predicted model, not a curated record